UAUCGUGCCUCCGCCUUUUCGGCGCGCGUUUGACACUCGACCCUCGUCCUGAAACGAGAGAAACCGGGUGGGAGGAAGGGACGCGGCUGUUGCUAACCUGGCCUGUUACCUCUGGCUACUAUCGUGAUCGGCAGCCAGCCCCUAGAGGAGUUGCAAAGCCAACGCUUGCUGGUGAGCGAGGAGCUCCAUCUUUGAAAUAAACCCACAGGUGGGGGCGUAAUGAGAGUGGAGGGGUGAGGAGGCGGGUGUCCCAGUAGAACAUUGGCAGACGAGUGGGAGGCCGGGCCAGGAUGCUGGAGGCAGACGCAGACCCAGCAGGUGCAGCAGCGGAGGGAGAAGGGGAAGCAGAGAUGGGGAGCAGAGACUUGAACGCGGAGGUGAUGCGGCUGACUCUGGAGCUCCAAGAGGCCACAGAGGAAAAGCUACAGGCAGCCCGCUACGGCCUGGUGGUGCUGGAGGAAAGUGCUGCCCUCAAGGUGAAACACAGGCAGCUGGAAGAGGAGCACGAAGCCCUCAAAGCGGAGCUGCAGCAGCUCAGAGAGGCAUUUGCAGAUUCUGUGAGCAGCCAAAAGCGUGCAGCUGCUGAUGGAGAGUGCCGGGAGGAGAGCCUGCUGCAGGAGACUGCCACUAAAGAGGCUGCCAUGGCAACCCGCAUAGAUGAAGUUCAGGCAGAGCUCAAGCAGUCACGCCUUGCCCUGAGCAAUGCUCACGCAGAGAUCGAGAGGCUGGGGGUGCUCUCCGCCCAGCUCAAGAAGGAGUGUGAAUGUCUGGAGGCAGAGAAGGGCCAUCUGAGGGAUGAAAUGAAGGAAUAUAAAGUACGUGAGCUGCGCCAGUUGCAGGACAAUGGUGAGCUAGAAGAAGAGAACAUAUCCCUGCAAAAACAGGUGUCUGUACUCAAGGAAAACCAGGUUGAGUUUGAAUCGAUAAAGCUGGAGCUGACCCACAAGAACGAGGAGCAGGAGGAGCUGCGAGGACAGCUGGAGGAGGCGGCGAGGCUGAGGGAGAUUGCAGAGAGGCAGCUGGAUGAGGCCUUGGAAGCCCUGAAGGAGGAGAGGGAGCAGAAGAACAGUUUGCGGAGGGAGCUCUCCGCCCUGACCCUUAACCCCUUCGAUUCAGUGGGGAACCUGGAGCUCCACUUAGAUCAGCUUGAUGAUAGCCAGGAGGAGGGCCAGGGCCGAGAGGGCGAAGGAGAGGAAGAGAACCAGGACAGCGGUUUUAACAAUGGUUCUGGAUCUGCUUCCAGUUCUGCUCACCCUCCUCACUUGGGAGGCUCCAAAAGCAAUGGCCUCAUCCAUCGCUACUCUACUCCACGCAACAGCGACGUGUUCCUUCGCGCUCCCGCCUCUGGGCUGGUGUCAGAUCUGUUGAGUGAGCUCCACUUCUCAGACAGUCAGAAACUGAAACAACAACUCCUUCAGGCAGAACGAGAGAAGUCAAGCCUGUCUAGCAAGGUGGAGGAGCUGCAAAUGCAGCUGGUAAUGUCUAAACAGGCACUCAGUCAACAAGAAGACAAGGUUGGCUCUCUCACCCAGCAGCUGGAAGCUGUACAGAGCACUAAGCACCACGACCAAGACGCUGAUGACAGGAGAGACGACGAGCCAGAAAAUGGAGACGGUGGCAUUGUUGCCUUUGACUAUGAGGUAGACACCAAGAGCAAGGAGGUUCUGGAGGCUCGCAUGCGUUCGGCCAGCGAAGAGCUUCUGAAGCUGCGAGACGAACUGUCUCAGGCAGGAACUCGAUAUAAUACCCUGGAACAGAGAUACAAGCAGGAGAAGGACCGCUGGAGGGCAGAGGCCCAGGAGCUUGCUGACAAGAUCCGUCAGUGCAUCAAGUCCAGCAAGCAAGAUCAGGAGCGCAUCUUUGAUCUGGAGAAGGAGAUUGGAGCCACGCGGAAAGUGGCAAAUGAUUCCGAGGGCCACUUGAGCGUCGCCCAGGAAGAGCUGCUGGCCUUCUCCGAGGAGCUGUCCAACCUCUACCAUCACAUUUGCGUGUGCAACAACCUAACACCCAAACGAGUCACCCUGGACUACUACCGGGACGGCGCCAGGUCGAGCGGCGGGGGAGGCAGCGCACGGAGAUCACAUCACAUCCACCCUCAGCCCAACACCCAGAAGAAGCCUCGACCCAACGACAUGUUCAUAUCCAAAGCCGCGGCGUUGCAGUUUAUGGGUGAGGUGGACAGUGCCGGACCCAGUGGAGACUCUCCUAGCUGCCCUGGAUCCCCAACCCUGGAUUUCAGGGACCCCUCCAAUGUUCGCAACUUGGUAGCAGUCAUCCGUUGCCAGAUCAAACACCUCCGUGUGGCAGUGGACCUCUGCCGUCAGAGGGGUGCUAUGCCUUACUCGGGGCUCAGCAGCAGCGUGGAGUCAGAGCGAGAUGCUGAAAGCCUCAUGGAGGAAGUUCUGAAGCUGAAGUCUCUUCUCAGCACCAAGAGAGAACAGAUUGCCACCCUCAGGACCGUCCUCAAGGCGAACAAACAGACUGCAGAGUUGGCCUUGUCCAAUCUGAAAACCAAGUAUGAGACAGAGAAGAGCAUGGUGUCAGAGACGAUGAUGAAACUGCGGAAUGAACUCAAGGCCCUGAAGGAGGACGCUGCCACCUUCUCUUCACUUCGAGUCAUGUUUGCCAGUCGGUGCGACCAGUACGUCACCCAGCUGGACGAGAUGCAGCGGCAGCUCGCAGCUGCGGAGGACGAGAAGAAGACACUGAAUUCUCUGCUGCGUAUGGCCAUCCAGCAGAAACUGGCUCUCACUCAGCGUUUGGAGGACCUGGAGGCCCCCCUGUCUCCCCACAGCUUGAACAGCAGCCCCCGCCGCUCCCGGGCCAAAGAGCUCGCCAACAAGUCGGGCCGGGCCCCUCGGAGCCCCCGGAGCAGUCCUGCCCGCCCCCCGCUGAGGAGCAGCCCGCGGGCUAGCCCGGUUCUCGGGAGCAGCGUUCCCGCUAUGGCUACUCACCACCUGCGAGCUCUAACCCGAAGCCUCCACACGAGCCCUCGCUGAAACGCUCCUUCCAUUACUCCAACACCCCUCUUCUCCAUAAAGGACCUGUCUUCAUGUUGACUCCCUGGCUCCCACCUCCUUUCCUGACUUGAGACAUCCUGUCCAUCCCAGAUGUGACGCUACAUUCCUCACUCUACCCACCAGACCCAUGGAUUUAAAAAAAAAAAAAAAAAAAAAAAAAAUCUCUCUCAUCCCACCUUCUUGUUCUUCUCUGCUCUGAGUGGAGAAGCUUGCAUGCAGCCCGGAGGAGGAUGAAGAGACACAUGUGCUGCUCAUAUCUCUGUAUCUUGUCCAAAGUGGUUCUGACUUCCUCCUGGUCUUGUUUAAGACUUGUCGUGUGUUGUGGCGAACCAUUGACAGUAUUUAUUCCCUAAUGAGAGGCUUCUUCUCAUUUGCGGUAUUUACUUUCCUCAGACUUAGAUUCAAGGCUCUGAUCUGUUUUCUCUGAAGGCUUUAUGUCUUAAAACUCUUGCCUUUAGUCUGGCAUUCUGGUCAGGCCUGUCUGGCGUCUUUUAGUGUUGAUAAGCCAUUAGGUUGUCCAUGGCAGUACCCCUAGGUAGUUGUUUUUGUAGAACAAUGCAGCCUUACCUACAUAAUUGCUACCUUAAAAGUAGAGCUUGCUAUUGUCUUGAUAUUCCCUUCUUUUGCUGGUGGUGCAGUGACCCCCCCCCUCCUCCCCUCACCCUUUUUUUUUAAUCCCGUGACACUGCUGGUUCUUUGACUUGAACUCAUCAGCCACGCCCUUUAACUAGAGGAUACUAAACACGUCAUUUCAAAAGGAAAACGAGCAGCCAUAAGGUCACCACCUCAGGUCAAACACAGAGUGUUCACAUACAUGAUUUGGGAAAUCGUUAAUGUGCAUCUUACUUUGCAAACUAUGCAGACCAAGUCAGAACAGUGCCUGUAAUACUCUCUGCUGUUCUUUAGGCUCAAGAUGAGCUGUGAAACCACUUUCAGUUAGUAGUCGUGGGCUGCAGCUAUUUCACAACAGCCAUGUGGCAUCUCUUAUAAAUAAGCAGAUUUCUGAAGUCUUUGGGGAGUUUAAGUAUCACAUUGACUAAUCAUGUCGGCAUCAUCUUGUUGGCGGCGGGUGUUAAAACACAGCAUCUCAAAUCACUCAAGAUUUCAAGUGGCUCGUUCCUCCCUAUGACGGAAACCAACAUGUUUCAUGUUCAUUUGUCUUGAUUACAGUGAUAGCUGUCCCCAUUCAGCAUAUGCUUUUCCUCGCACCUUCAGGGGCAGGAACAACAUUCAUAACUCUACUCUCUGUUUUAUAAUUCAGUGUCAUCCUGCUUUUUGCUGCCCCUGAGAUAAGCUUACAGUAUAGUAAAGAAGUAGUAUCUCUCACAGCAAGCGAGUUCACCUGUGGCUAUAGCGUCCACUGUUCUCAGUUUUGAAUGCUAAUUGCGCUAGCAGGUCUUGUUAGGGAAGCUGCUUGUAGAAAGUGAACGUAAUAAUCAUGCUCCAUGAUGUAAAAAAGAAAAAAGAAGCAUCACUCUGUACUUUACAUCUUGUAGCACAUUAUGGCUUAAUUCCAAGAAUCUGUAAAUUUAGAAAGACGUAUUUCAAGAUCUACUGAAACUCAAAUGGGACCUUGCUUUGCUUCACAGCUAUAAAACACCUGAUGUGCAAAGUAAAUACAAAUCAUGUAAAAGUUGCAUAUAUCUUUCUAUUAAUACUACCUCCAUGGAUUUCCUAAAGAGUAGUUUAAUACCAUGGUAGUGAUUAGAGGAGGCCACUGCAUGCAUUAACCUGACCCAUCUCAUUGAGAGCGGUUCGGAUUGAAUUGACCUGAUACGACCAGUGAAAGUCCAUUAGCCCACUUUUGGAAGCAGCUGUUGCAGAGAAUUGUCCUGUUGUAGAACAAUUUACUAGAAGGAGCCACGUCCUGCUGGUUGAUUUCUUUUAUUUAUUUUUUUUGUGCCUUGGUUUUGGUCUUGUCUGUUGUUUUUAGAUUACACGACACUUUCUAAACAGAGGCUACCGUUCAACACUGUAGUGGUGAUCUUUUUAAUGUAUGAUUUUAAAUCCUUUUGGAGAAAUUGAUCAAGCAGUGUUAGCUGUGAAUAAUGUGAUCUCUAAUUUUGUUAAAAUAUUUUCACUUUUUAGCUAGCCUUUUAAGACUUCAUUAACUAAUGUAUAAUUUAAACGUUUGCCAGCCCUGAAAUUGAUUUCACCUUCUAUAUUUCAAAGAAAACUAUCAUGAUCAGUUACUGUAUAAAGAAUAUAAAGAACUCUAUGACACAGCAGUAGUUUUUGGUCAGGGGAGCUUGCCCAUGUUCACGGACUCCAGCUAAAAAGUGAAAAUGCUUUAACAUAAUGUCAUAUUAAAAUGAAGGUUGUAAAUGGAUUUCUCAAUCUAUUUGAUUCUCGUUGUGCAGAUGUCUGUAUAAUUUAAUUACCACUGUUGUAUAAUAUUUUAACUAUUUAUGUGGUCUGCUUUCUGUGUAAAUUGUUCUUGGAGACGACACGCACGCACUCCACAUAACACACGUGGUGGUCCUCAACUUUUUAUGUGUAUGCAAGUUGACACCUCAUUGACCUGUGACCCACUUUUGUCAUGAAGAAUAAAAACAAGCCAACACUGUAUUCUGA
Mugil cephalus (flathead mullet) is the source of this 5594-nucleotide messenger RNA. RefSeq lists its product as uncharacterized. Gene Ontology annotation, biological process: microtubule anchoring at microtubule organizing center; regulation of microtubule cytoskeleton organization; protein localization to organelle. Gene Ontology annotation, cellular component: cytosol; Golgi apparatus. Bases 291 to 2999 code for a protein of 902 amino acids. Gene Ontology annotation, molecular function: dynactin binding; dynein complex binding; cytoskeletal adaptor activity. The record is from RefSeq and is a predicted model, not a curated record. The transcript has 10 exons. Lineage: Eukaryota; Metazoa; Chordata; Actinopteri; Mugiliformes; Mugilidae.